Molecule: messenger RNA, 585 nt
Organism: Eptesicus fuscus (big brown bat)
Lineage: Eukaryota; Metazoa; Chordata; Mammalia; Chiroptera; Vespertilionidae
Product: olfactory receptor 7A17-like
Exons: 2
Coding region: 1-585 (194 amino acids)
Biological process (GO): G protein-coupled receptor signaling pathway
Cellular component (GO): membrane
Molecular function (GO): G protein-coupled receptor activity; olfactory receptor activity
Source: RefSeq, a predicted model, not a curated record
AUGUACCUGACCACUGUGUUCGGAAAUCUGCUCAUCAUCCUGGCUGUCAGCUCAGACUCCCACCUCCACACGCCCAUGUACUUCUUCCUCUCCAACCUGUCCUUGGUAGACAUCUGUUUCACCUCCACCACCGUCCCAAAGAUGCUGUGGAAUAUCCAGACACAGAGCAAAGUCAUCACCUAUGAAGGCUGCAUCACCCAGAUGUAUUUUUUCAUACUCUUUGGAGGUUUGGACAUUUUCCUUCUAACAGUGAUGGCCUAUGACAGAUAUGUGGCCAUCUGCCACCCCCUGCACUAUAUGGUCAUCAUGAACUCCCGGCUCUGUGGACUGCUGGUUCUAAUGUCCUGGCUCUCGGUUGUCUCCUUGUUUUAUGGUACUAUCCUAGGGAUUUACCUCAGCUCUGCUUCUACCCAGAGCUCAUACUCAAACGGAACAGCCUCAGUGAUGUACACCGUGGUCACACCCAUGCUGAACCCCUUCAUCUACAGUCUCAGGAACAAAGACAUAAAACGGGCUCUGAAAAGACUUGUUGGGAUGGUAGCUGUAAAAGUACCAAUUGUUCUAGGGCUGAAAAAAUACACAUGA